Messenger RNA from Tachyglossus aculeatus (Australian echidna), 2052 nucleotides. RefSeq names its product NK3 homeobox 2 (gene NKX3-2). Gene Ontology annotation, molecular function: DNA-binding transcription factor activity, RNA polymerase II-specific; RNA polymerase II cis-regulatory region sequence-specific DNA binding. The record is from RefSeq and is a predicted model, not a curated record. Gene Ontology annotation, cellular component: nucleus. Gene Ontology annotation, biological process: regulation of transcription by RNA polymerase II; cell differentiation. Lineage: Eukaryota; Metazoa; Chordata; Mammalia; Monotremata; Tachyglossidae.
GGAGGAGGAGGGGGGCGUCCGCGGGCCGGGGCCCCGGCGCCCAAGGCUCGGAAGAAGCGUUCCCGCGCCGCCUUCUCGCACGCGCAGGUGUUCGAGCUGGAGCGGCGCUUCAACCAGCAGCGCUACCUGUCCGGGCCCGAGCGGGCGGACCUGGCCGCCGCCCUCAAGCUCACCGAGACCCAGGUGAAGAUCUGGUUCCAGAACCGGCGCUACAAGACCAAGCGCCGGCAGCUGGCCGCCGACCUGCUGGCCUCCGCGCCCCCCGCCAGGAAGGUGGCCGUCAAAGUGCUCGUCCGAGACGACUGCAGGCAGUACCGGCCCGGGGAGGUGCUCAGGCCGCUGCGGCCGCCCCCGCUGCAGCCCGCCCCGCUGCAGCCGGCUCCCCUGCAGCCGGCUCCGCUGCAGCCGCCCCCGCCCCCCUAUUACUACCCCUAUUACUGCCUCCCAGGCUGGGCGCUGUCCACCUGCGCGGCCGCCGCAGCAGCCGCCGCCGCCGCCGCCGCCGCCGCCGCCGGGACUCAGCCCCUCCGGACCCAGCCCGCCGGACGCCACAGGCCUGCUUGGACCCAGGGCCCUUCCACCCAGCCCGAGAGACCCAGGCCCGCUGGACACUGGACCCUCCGGCCCCGGCCCGAUAGCCCAGGCCUGUUGGACCCAGGCCCCUCCGGACCCAGCCCGCUGGACACCACAGGCCUGCCGGACCCACGGCCCUUCGACCCAGGCCUGUUUGGCCCCGGGACCCUCCGGAUCCAGGCCCAGUGGACCCAGGACUCUCCGGACCCGGCCCGCCGGACCCAGGCCUCUCCGGACCCGGCCCGCUGGACCCAAGCCCGCCGGACCCAGGCCCCUCCGGACCCGGCCCGCUGGACACAGGCCUGCCGGACCCAGGCCCCUCCGGACCCAGCCCGAGAGACCCAGGCCUGUUGGCCCCGGGACCCUCCGGCCCCGGCCCGAACCCUCCGGAUCCAGGCCCGCUGGACCCAGAACCCUCCGGAUCCAGGCCCGCUGGACCCUGGACCCUCCGGACCCAGCCCGCUGGUCCCAGGCCUGUUUGGACCCAGAACCCUCCGGAUCCAGGCCCGCUGGACCCUGGACCCCCUGGACCCAGGCCUGUUUGGACCUAGGGCCCUUCGACUCAGCCCUCUAGGCCAAGGCCUGUUGGCCCCAGGACCCUCCGGAUCCAGGCCCCCAGGACCUCCGGACCCAACCCGGCCCGCUGGACCCAGGAGCCUCCGGACCCGGCCAGAGAGAGACCCAGGCCUGCCGGGCCCGGGACCCUCGGGACCCAGCCCGCUAGGUCCAGGUCUGCUGGGCCCAGGGCCCUCUGGUUUCAGGCCCGCUGGACCCAGGCCCCUGAGACCCUCCGGACCCAACCCGCUAGGCCCAGGCCUGCCGGACCCAGGACCCUUCGACCCAGCCCGAGAGACCCAGCCCAGGCCCGCUGGACCCAGGACCCUCCGGACCCAGGACCCUCUGGAUCCAGGCGUGCCGAUCCCAAGACUCUCCGGACCCGGCCAGAGAGAGAACCAGGCCUGCCGGACCCGAGACCCUCGGGACCCAGCCCGAGAGACCCAGGCCUGUUGGCCCCAAGGCCCUCCGGAUCCAGCCCGAGAGACCCAGGUCUGUUGGCCCCAGAACCCUCCGGAUCCAGGCCCAAUGGACCCAGGGCCCUCCGGACCCAGCCCAAUAGACCCAGGCCUGUUGGACCCAGGCCGCUCCGGAUCCAGGCCCCCAGGACCCUCCAGACCCGGCCCGCUGGACCCAGGCCUGCUUGGACCCAAGAUCCUCCGGAUCCAGGCCCCCAGGACUCACUGGACCCAGCCCGCUAGGCCCAGGCCUGUUGGUUCCAGGACCCUCCGAAUCCAGGCCCGCUGGACCCAGGAUCCCAGGACCCUCGAGACCCAGCCCCUGUUGGCCCCGGGGCCCUCCGGAUCCAGGCCCGUUGGACUCAGGGUCCCAGGACCCCUCGGACCCAGCCCGCUAGGCCCAGGCCUGCUGGAUCCAGGUUCCCAGGACCUUCCGGACCCAGCCCAAGAGACCCAGGCCUGUUGA